Haliotis rubra (blacklip abalone) is the source of this 5385-nucleotide messenger RNA. RefSeq names its product adhesion G protein-coupled receptor B1-like. Gene Ontology annotation, biological process: cell surface receptor signaling pathway; adenylate cyclase-activating G protein-coupled receptor signaling pathway. The transcript has 34 exons. Gene Ontology annotation, cellular component: membrane. The coding region runs from base 431 to 4051 and encodes 1206 amino acids. Gene Ontology annotation, molecular function: G protein-coupled receptor activity. NCBI's taxonomy places the organism in Eukaryota, Metazoa, Mollusca, Gastropoda, Lepetellida, Haliotidae. The record is from RefSeq and is a predicted model, not a curated record.
UAAAGGGCUUCAAAGACGUUAUACCUAGGGCCCAUGUCUUUCUUUUGACUGAAUCAAAACUGUCCCGACAACUAUGUCAUAUCCUGAAUAUACCAAGUCGUGAUACUAGCGGUAUUGACAUAACAGGAACCUGACAUGUUGGUGUAAACCAGGGUUAUGUGCUCGGUCCGGAUCCGGGAAACAUGUGGUGAAUAUAAACUCACCUUACAUCUGUCUAGUUGAUACGUGAUUUCGUUAUUGGAUUGGUGUUACUACACUGUAUAACAGCGAGAGAACGUUGGAUCGGUUGUCUUGGACACAUAUCGCGUCAUCAGUUUUGGCAUGACGUCAUAAUUUUAUGUCUCAUUGCUGUUGGAGUCUCUGCGUAAUUUGAGACUGAAAGGGAAAAUUACAGAUGAACAGUGAAGUUUUACAAUGACAAGAGAGUGACAUGAUUACCAUCAUAUACGCAGCGUGCACCUGCGCUGUCGUGCUUAUAUGUCUUGGGCUGUCUGAAGCAGGUGGCGAAAGACCUAAUCCGAAGUCCGAUUGUAAGGCUUUUGAGGUGAUCAACGUCAAAGUCAACGUCACACCAGGGGAGUUAAUUCUGAAAUGUUCACACCGUUACCCUCUCACUUGGAACCUGGAAGCUUCAAGUUCAUCGAAAUACUUCCGAGUUACAUCGAAGUCUGGUGGCUUGCAGGUGUAUCUGCGGGCGUCACUGCACACGUAUAACAAACCUAACUUGACUAUUAUAGUCAAUGGCGUGGAUGGUGAGGGGAACAUGACGUCGGUCCAAGUUGAAAUACAUCUUGAAGGCCCAACAGAAAAAGAAAUCAAACUCAUCACUGUUCCACAAACUUCAUUGUUUAAAAACGGAACUAACGUAGUGAUCCGGUGUGAAGCCGACCAAUUCGUUGACCCGUCGUUCUCGUGGGCUGUAUCCGGCCGGGAUGUGACCCUGGGCCUCACCGAUCGCUUCCUGGUCAAUUACACAAGACAAGGAACCAAGAGCAUUGGCGUGUUUGAGUUCAACCCUAUACUUCACAGAGAUGCCGGUAUGUUCAUUUGUAUUCUGACCGGAAGUGCGGAUCUCCGGGUCAGACACGAGCGGACACUUGGUCUCCGCGUAGUCAGUAAACCCCACGUGGUGGCCAGACCUCCGUCCGUGUAUAUCCGGGGAGACACAGCGGUCAACCUGACCUGUGUCCAAGAUGACCCUCCGGACACAGAGGUUGAGAUGAGAUGGUACCGGAUUAUAGAUGGGAAGAGGUCCAGGGUAUCAGUUAGCAAAGGUCUAGUAUCCAGGGAGAUUUAUACUGUCCAAGGACUGGGAGGUGAUGCUGAAUACGUUUGUGAGGGCUUCAACAUCAAGGGACAGGCUUACAGCAAUGUUGUCAAAGUACACCAGCUUACAGAAGGUAUGAACACGUGUCCUCUGGAAACUGACCAGUCUGGUAUUAUUUGGCAAGAGACACCAACUGGAGAGACUUCAAUGUCAGAUUGUCCCAGCAAAUUACAAGGUACGUCUUCACGACGUUGCAGUCUCUUCGGCCAGUGGGACAAUGCCGACUACGACACGAAAUGCCGUCAGAUUACGUUAGACAAUGCCCUUCAAAAUGCGAUACAAGCAAAAGACGGGGUGUUAGAAGGUUCCCUUAGCGACAUCCUGAACGAUCUAGAAACUGCUAAAGACACAGAACUACUGACGUCCAACGACAUUGGUGUCAUCUUAGAAGUACUGGAGAUUAUUGCAGAGGGAUAUAUUCAAGGAGAAGGGGAGCGGAGUGUGGAACCAGAUGACAUAAAGAAAAUGGCCACAGUUGUAGAUACUGCCUUGAGCGCUGGUUUAGAGAAGUGGAAACAGGUCAAUGAAGAGACGAAACGUGGCCCCAAGUCCUUGCUGUGGUCAGUUGACACUAUACUGAAGCUCGCCAUCCAGAGGGCAGCGACCCAGGAGUCAUCAGAGCUGUCCUUCAACAUCACCAUCAGCACAGACAACAUAUAUCUGCAUAUCGGAAGUGUACUUGGUGAGACGGUUAAUUUCCCACAAAGAGAGGUCAACAGCCUGUCCUGGGUGACCGAGACACGCACCGGAGCCAGGAUGAUGCAGGAAUCAUUCCAAGCGAUGCAACAAGAUCGAACCUGGUACAGUGGUAUGGUCUAUCGGUCUCUCAGUGCCUUGAUGCAGGAACAGGUGCUGGAGAAUGUCACCAUGGAAGGCAAGUCACUCGUCAGUGAAGACAUGGCGGUGAUGUCCGAGACGGAGAGUCAGCAUCCCCCCAUGGGUGACGUGGUCUCCAGGGUGAUGUCCUUCAACGUGUACCCCCAGCCGGACAGCUUCACCCCACCGUUGUAUCUCUCAAUGGAAGUCAGCAGAAUGAACUCUCGUCCAGUCUGCUCCUUCCUCGACUAUAGCCAGUCGCAACGGUACUCCCGUUCUGGGGUCUGGGCCACAAAGGGAUGCUAUGAGAUGUCACGUGAUGAUGACGUCGUCGUGUGCAGCUGUAACCACACCACUAACUUUGCUAUCCUCAUGAGUCCCGUGGAUGCAGAGAUCGGAGAGCACAGCUACGUGCUGGAGUUAAUAUCUAUAGUCGGGUGUUGUAUAUCCCUCUUCUUCCUGCUGCUCACAAUCAUCCUCUACAGCAUGGUCUGGAGGUACAUGGUUAAGACUCAAGUGUCUCGGAUCAAGUCAAUACUGCUGAUGCACCUGUGUGCCACUCUCAUCAUCAGUUACACGCUGUUCCUGGCUGGGGCCAAUUACACAGACAACAAGGACGUGUGUACUGCAGUGGCAGCUCUACUCCAUUACUUCUUUCUCGUGGUGUUCUGUGUGAUGCUGGCGCAGGGGAUACAACUCUUCAUCUCCAUCGUCAUCGUCAUCAACUUCACCUCCUACCUCAAGGCCCUCCUCGUCACCAUUUGGGUUCCUCCUGCAAUCAUUGUCGGAAUCACUCUUGGUACGGUGAAACUUGACGGGUACCGAGGCCUGAAGUAUUGCUGGUUGUCAACUGAGAGGCACAUCAUUUGGGCAUUCGUUGGCCCCGCUCUCUUCAUAAUUGUGGUGAACACAUUUAUUCUGAUUCUCUCCGUGAGAAAGAUGCUUACAAGGAAAACGUGGGAUGAAAACAUACUAAGCCAGGGAAAGUACUUGGCCCGAGCUCUUGGCGUAAUCCUGCCCAUCAUUGGUAUUACAUGGGUAUUGGGGGUAUUCUCCAUCAACAGAGAUGUGGUUGUCUUCCAGUACCUAUUUGCUAUCUGUAACUCCCUCCAGGGCCUUUUCAUCUUCAUCUUCCACUGUUGUACCACAAACGUGACGAAUUCGUUUAAAGAGAUGAGAAGCCGGUUCAAGCGGAAUUCUAUGUCAAAGUCUACAUUGAGGUCCAAAUCUCAGACCACUAUAAACAGUUUGACGUCCAAGUCCAUCAAGUCCUACAAGUCCAAUUAUACACUGAGUCUGACGACAGCAGCUCUCAGGUCUGACAGAGACGGGAUAGACAAGCAAGAAUUUCUGUCAAACGGUAUCGCCAAUCCAAGACAAGGAUUCCAAUUUGCACGAACUAUAGCUCUGCCCAGCGUGUUCGACCAGAGCCUGGAGACCCCUACAGAGUAUCUUAUACAGGGGGAUGCUCGGAGUGACCACGGCAGCGGCUCACCCACGUCAGCGCAGCAUGUGAAUAUGGGUUUCACUGACAACGUGAGAAGACGGCCCCGGGUUUCAUUUUCCGUUGACUAUGCAGAAGUGAUUGGUUUCCAGGAAGACUUCGAGUCAUCUCCUGAUCCGGGGGAAGGAAGGCGACGAACGCACCAGCAUAAUCUCAGCGUGGAAGAGAUCCCGGAAAGUGAUAUUGAGAGGGCACUGAGGAUGCGCAGGAAACCUAUCGACCAGAUGUAUAACGUGGUGAACGCCUUUCAUGACAGGCGUACAACAGUAAAGGAGGAGAGAGGGACGCCUCACACUCCUAGAGGUCGAUGGAGGUCAGCGUAUGAAGCAGUACGGCAGGCAAAGACGUUUCAAAUAACGUCUACUGUAUACAGAGGACGUGACGGGACAUCACAAUAUUUAUAGACGUGGGCAAUGUCCCGAUUACAUGCAGCGUGUAAAAGUGCCUGUUAAUGUUCCGACCUGAGCAAUGCUCUGAAUAUAUAUAGCCUGCAGCUGGGCAAUGCUCUGUACAUUUGCCUGCCAAUUAAAUUCAGGCCUAUCGCACAUAUACUUGUACAUACACAGUGCACCAAAUAUCGGCGUAUUCUAUAUGGACCAUGGAUUGGUAAAAUUACAGCCAUUGAAGUAUUCAUUUCUUGCAGGUUUUACCAAAAAUAUUCAAAUAGUUUGUGUACUCAAACAACAUAUGGUUGAAUAGUUAUUUCUGUGAUCAUACGGAGCCCGGUGUUUAUCCGAGUGAAUGUAGUUUGACUGGUUUAUGGUCCCAUGUUGAAUACCUCUUUUGCGAUGUUUCCAUGGGAACGAGGUUACAUUUGAGGCUGGGUGUAGGAUCGAUCUGUUCAGCACUGUUGCUAUCUCUCAUCAGUUAUCAAGCUCUGGAACGUGCGUUUCUCGACAUGAGGUUCAUGACAAUGCCUUAGGCGGAUCUAGAAGGGAGGAGGGUGGUGAGGGGGUGCGUGCAGUCCCCCCACCGCCCUGAAAGUUUAUUAGAUGACCAUUGAGACUCGGGUUGAAAUGAAGUGUGCACCGCCCUUUUCUCAUAAGUGUGCACCCCUCUUUCUCAAAAAGCUGUAUCCGCCCCUGAAUACCACACUUUGUGUUGUUUCUUUAGGCUCGUUAUCACGUGUAUAUAUCAAUGGAUAUAGAUCUUGAAAGAAGAAUGUAAUGACAUGAUUCCUUGCAUUUGUAUAAUUUAUUCAUAUGACGGUUCCCCGGAUAAAAUAGUUCCGGUGUUAGAUGAAAUACUGGGCCGAUGGGGUAGCCUAGUGGUUAAUGCGUUCGCUCAGCACGCCUGAGAACCCGGUGUAAUGGAUACAAUGUGUGAAAACCAUGUCUGGUGUCCCCGCAAUUAUAUAUAUUGCUUGAAUAUUGCCAAAACGGCAUUGAACCAUAUUCAGUCACUCACUCACUACAUGAAAUACUGAGUGAGUUGGAUUUGAUUUAUGUUAUAAGAAAACUUUACUGAGGUCAUCGGUUGCUAACUAACUGGCGAAUAACGUGUAUCUCCAUGAUGAUACCACGUGUUUUCAAGGACCAAACAGAACUGUGUCAUCCUUAUAUAGACAGUGCACGGCUUCAUACUGUACAUUAGGCAGAAACAUAGCAAUACAAUGACAUCAAUAAAUUUCUAAUGUCUGUUCUAUAUGUAAACAUGUAAUUAAUCUUGUGAAUGUGCCUGUUCUGAACUUCGACGAAAAAGUUCACUUGGAGAAUAAAAAAAUAAUUAUUAUCUUCAA